Messenger RNA from Coregonus clupeaformis (lake whitefish), 2005 nucleotides. RefSeq names its product zona pellucida protein C (gene zpcx). Gene Ontology annotation, cellular component: extracellular matrix. Gene Ontology annotation, biological process: positive regulation of acrosome reaction; egg coat formation; binding of sperm to zona pellucida. Gene Ontology annotation, molecular function: acrosin binding. The transcript has 9 exons. The record is from RefSeq and is a predicted model, not a curated record. Bases 31 to 1950 code for a protein of 639 amino acids. Lineage: Eukaryota; Metazoa; Chordata; Actinopteri; Salmoniformes; Salmonidae.
GCUACAGGUCAAAUUGGAGAGCGCAGUAACAUGUUUGGGUUGGCAUAUUUGAGAUAUCGCAAAAUGGGGGUAGUUGCAAUAGUACUCCUGUGUUUUACCAUAGGGCUAUGUAUACCUGUAGAAGAUAGGGCAGUGAAGUUCUCUGAUGGUGCAAUGACUAGUGUUUGGCAAGUUCCUGAUUUCACCUUCUCAGUCGAAGGUGGGAAUGACAUCCCAUAUGACACCAUCUUCAGUUCUUGGCUCACUGGAGUACCGAACUUCAACAUGCUUGCAGAAUUACCUCCACACAUUAAUCUCCCCAGAAUUCAGGUCAUAUGUAGUGGAACACAGCUAAAUCUGCAGGUAGAUAAGCGCUUUAAUGGUGUUGUGCUGAGCGGUGAUGAGUUAAUGUUUGGUGAAGGCUGCCAGAGCAAUGGAGCUCAUGGGAAUGAAUUUGUCUUCAUUUAUGAACUCACCCAGUGUGGAACUAACCGAGAGACACACAAUGGAUUUGAGACCUACUCCAAUUUCCUCCACUUCAACCCUAGGAACUCUCUUUUCACUUCGUGGCUGACUCCUUUCCUACUACCCAUCUCCUGCAUGCAACAGAGGUCUGAGGCGAGUCCCCCUGCCGCAACGCCAGUUCCCCCUACGCCUGUCUUAACACCAGUUCACAAGAGCUGGGGCUUUACUGUGAACGCUAUGAACCCAUCCUGGACCAAUGCAUCUGAAAUCAACAUCUACGAAAGAGGGCAGAUCAUCUACCUCCAGGUGUCUGUGUCCACCAGGCCUGCCCCCAACCAGCAGCUCUUCAUUCGGUCCUGCUUUGCUUCUAUGUUCCCUGACCCAGCGACCAGAACAAGGCUUGGGGUCAUAUUAAAUAAAGGGUGUGUUGCCUCUGUGGCAUCCCAGCAUGCUGUGGCAGAGUUUGUGGCCUUAAGGAGAGCAGAUGCAGUUAAUUUCAUCCUCAACACAUCUCUUUUACCAUUACAGACCUAUGUGCACUGCAGUGUGAUCAUCUCCAACCAAGGCGUGUCUCCAGAUGCUAAGUCCUGCAACUACAAUAGGAUCAAAUCAAGAUGGGAGGAGAUAAGUGGUGAUGUUGAGGUGUGCCGCUGUUGCGGGUCCAGGUGCAAAGGCUCUUCUUUCAAGACUCCACUCAUUGAUGCCAAAGCCAUUGUGAGCAUUGGUCCCCUGAUGGUUGUGGGUGGAGAGCCCAAGGCCAAUCUUCUGCCUUCAGCUCAUCAGCAGGAAUUAUCUUCCAGUUCCCAGAUGUCCAAUUAUACCCAGGCUGAUUCUAGUGAUUCAGGAAUGUAUAGGUAUAAAUCCUCUCUACUGCCACAGUUUGUCUCUGCAGCCCCUAGUGGCCUUAACAUCUUGACGGCAGCAGGGGCCUCUGUCUCUGAUCGCUCUCUGGAGACAAACAUGCUCCCAGAGCCCCCCCGGCUCUCCCCCUCAGUAGUGGCAGAGGGACUGAUGGUCUUGAGUCAGGACAAGGGAGAUUCACUGACUGUGUGGCUGCCAGGACAGGUGCAGGUACAUUCAGAUGUAGGCCUAAGGGCCCCACUAAGCUCUUACAUGCACAGGGAUGCACCAUGGGUCCCAAGUCCCUCUGUCCAAAAUGAUGACCUAGGGAAGACCCCCGUUCCCAAAGUAUACUCUGAAGCCGCCAAACAGAAUUCUCUAUUGAAUUCUGCCAUGGAUGGGAUCUGGAGCCAGCAGACUGAGACGGUGAUCAAAGCAACAGACUCUCAGUCCGUGGUCCGCACCAAGCUGCAGUUGACCCAAGCUGCCGACGGGUCUCAGACACUGAGUUAUGAGGAAGAGAGGAGGCCUAGAGGGGAGGAACCAGGGAUGCGGAGGAGGUUUGGCGUGGAGGAGAGCAUCCCAGAGAAGAGGCUGGGGACUGGGCAGACAAACCUGGUGUCAUCCCUCCUGGAUCUGCUGAGGAGGCUGGACAAGGCAGAGUAGCCUAGUCCAAUGAAGAAGUUAAUAAAUGUUUAAUAAACUCAAUGCACCAAUUCAU